This is a messenger RNA of Auxenochlorella protothecoides, 849 nucleotides long. RefSeq names its product Biotin-protein ligase. The transcript has 3 exons. Gene Ontology annotation, biological process: protein modification process. NCBI's taxonomy places the organism in Eukaryota, Viridiplantae, Chlorophyta, Trebouxiophyceae, Chlorellales, Chlorellaceae. The coding region runs from base 1 to 849 and encodes 282 amino acids. Gene Ontology annotation, molecular function: biotin--[biotin carboxyl-carrier protein] ligase activity. Gene Ontology annotation, cellular component: cytoplasm. The record is from RefSeq and is a predicted model, not a curated record.
AUGCUGCAGCAGUUCGCAUCCGCGAGGGCCAUUCCACUCUUUGCAAGGCCCAGUGCCCUGCCUGUGUGCAACCCCAGCGUCUUGCCCAAGUUUGGGGUGAUGGACCCGGUCGCCGUAUUUGCAGCAAGUCCCCAGGAGUUGCUGGCAGCACGACACGCCCUGGAGACGGGGAGGGGUGGCAACGUAUGGGAGUCCCCCGCAGGCUGUCUCAUGGUGUCGGCGGCCAUGCGCCUCACCAUCUCGGGCCAGCGCCUCCCUUUCCUCCAGUACCUCGUCUCGAUGGCCGUGGUGCAGGCUGUGCGGGAGGAGGCUGCUCGGUGCCUGCAGGGUGGCGCUGGGUUGGAGGUGCGACUGAAGUGGCCCAACGACAUCUACGCUGGCGAAUACAAGAUCGGCGGCGUGCUGUGCCACUCCGCAUACCGGGACCGUGCAUUCCACCUGGUCUGGGGUCUGGGGCUGAAUGUGGGCAACCGCGCGCCCACCACCUGCCUGGACCGGCUCUUUGAAGAGGCAGCCGUUGCGCGCAGCCUGCCUGCCCCGCCGCCGGCCCGGCCCGAGCGCCUGCUGGCCUCCCUGCUGGGCUGGCUGGAGCCCGCCGUAGACGGGCUGGCGCAGCACGGCUUUCAGCCCUUCCAGCCGGGGUACCUGCGGGCCUGGCUGCACAGCGGGCAGCGCGUGGAGCUGGAGGAGGCAGGCAGCCGCGUGGCGCUCACAAUUGAGGGGCUGACGCCCGAUGGGUACCUGCUCGCGCGCGAUGACGCGGGGCUGGCCUACGAGCUGCACCCCGACGGCAACAGCCUGGACUUUUUCAGGGGUCUCGUGCGCAAGAAGCUGCCGGCCGCGUCGUGA